Molecule: messenger RNA, 3635 nt
Organism: Planococcus citri (citrus mealybug)
Lineage: Eukaryota; Metazoa; Arthropoda; Insecta; Hemiptera; Pseudococcidae
Exons: 2
Coding region: 958-3006 (682 amino acids)
Source: RefSeq, a predicted model, not a curated record
CAAAAAUAGGCAAUUUUGUCAGAGAACCUUUAUCAGGUUCGUCUCCAAAAAUUGUGUCAGAAUUCUAGUUCAGAAAUGAAUUUCUGAAGAUCCGUAUACCCCUGUCCCUUCAAUUUCUAGACCACGAUCGGCUGAAAUUCCUUCUGAUCGGUGACUAAUCACUUCUCUCCCUUCCCUCAUUAAAAAAUUUGCGAUGAAAGAACGAUGGAUGGAUGAUUAUGAAUUAUUGAAGACUCGGAAGUUUUCUUUUCUGGGAUUGUGGCAACCUGGCAACUACUGUAGUCUAAAAAUAUUUCAUCAGUGAGCCGAAUCGUUACGAGUCUAGCCGAACGUUACCGAUAUUAGUGCUCGGCCGGCUUGUCUUCGUUGCUGUAGUGGAGUAGUGCCUCGCCUCGUGUUUGCAUAAUUCAUUUCAUCAUUUCAUUACGAUUACGAAUUGUGAUCGCUUAUCGUGUUUAUUUUGUUCGUAUGUUCGUAAGCUCAAAGCUGUGCAAGUCGAGUCGGAUCAUGAAAUUUCGAACAAUUAUUGUUUGUGCGUUGUAGAUUACUUGAUGAAUCUUUUUGUGCGUUAUUCGAGUCCGGUUAUUUGUGGUAAAGUGAAAACGUAUUCGGUUAUUUAAAGCUAAUAAGUAGUAAAUUGCGCGAUGUAAAUAUUUCGUCAUUCGUCAUCCUUCGGUGCCGGUACUGCCGGUCAGUAAAUUUCGUGUAGUUCGUGUUCGUGUUAUCAUUGCGUCUUCGAGCUGGUCAGCCGGUAUUGUAUGAAACUGGAAGUGUUUCGAUUCGAAUUUAGAGCGUAAGCCUGUGUCACACCAGUCCCUGUAAUUAUUCGACGAAAUUCCAGAACUGACUUUUCCUCGAUCGGAAUUGCAGUCUGCUCGUAAAUGAAACAAUGAAAGUCUUACGUACUACGUGAAAGAAAAUCAACACCGUUGAACAAUCUGUCAGUCAGCUGCAAAGAUGGCUGCCGCCUCGCAAGAUGGUCUAGUCUUCAUCACAUCUGCGGGUAAACUGCAGGAUAUGGCUGCUACUAAAUUAGCCAUGGAGUUCUGGUGUCAGAAAAUCGAUAAAGGGUACUCGAAUAGUUCUCCGUGCUUUCAAUGGUUCUCAGCGCAGACCAUCUGUGCCGAAGAGUUCGUACACGUGCCUCGAAUCAUCGGUCGUAUCAUCGAUGCUCAAAUCGAAGCACUUCGAACCGACUUGAAGGAAUGGAUGUAUUAUAAUUUAGCUCGUGUAUUUUUCGAUCGCGAUCAUCGCGAGGCUAUUUUAAGAUGUAUUCACGAGGUGCGCUUCAAAUCUAAUUGCACGAUAGAUCACAACGAAACGGCCAAACGGUUAUUGAAAUGCAAAAAGUUGACAGUCGAGGAGAAACGUAGAAUACCUCACGUUUGGUACGAACGUGAUUUCAUGAGCAGAUCGCUCGUUUCGUUUUGUCCUUUCGGCGAUACCAUUCUUCAGAUUAAUAAUUGGUAUAUCGAUAAAGUAUCUUGUAAAGAUGGAGAGUGUAAAAAUGUAGCUUUGUAUUGGGAUACUCUUAGUGUGGAGAAUCAGCUGACAUACGCUCGUAGAUCGUUUCGCGAAAAUCCGUAUAGUUUGAUUUUUUUACUACCUAGAAUGAAAGUCGAAGCUUUGAAUCGAAUAAUGCAGGAGAAAAGUUUGAAAAUAGUGUGCACUUUCGCUCAAUGUGCUCGAAACUCCGAGUACGCUUAUCAAACGUGGCUUUUUAUAGAAAAUCGCGCUUCUAGCUUGCAAUUUUUCGAAGUAAUCGGCACCUUAUUGGAAUACAGAUCGCAUAUGAAUAAUCGGUAUUACGAAGACGACUACAUCGAUACGUUAGUCUUGAAUAUUUGGACUCGAGCUCCUCGUAAAAUAAAAGAGUUUUUGCUAAAUUCUGACAAUUCCGAUAGAAUCGUGACUAAAUUAUGCAGAGUUAACGAGUACUUCGUUAAAGAUUUGAGACGUAGCUUGGAUUUCCUAUUGGAGUUCUUGUCGAAUAAAGAUUUUACCUUUAAGAACGAAUUAUGGAUGAGAUGUUGGCGCGAUUUAAUUGUCGGUUCGAGACUUUCGCAUUUGGACGAGUUGAUGAGAGUGUGUUUGAAAAAUGGCGAACAAGUGGCCCGAUUCAAGCAAACCCUGUUGUUAGAUUUCAUCAGCGAGACGAAUGCUAAAAAAUACUACGAUCUGUUGAUCAGGAAACGUUAUCAUUCCGAAUUAAACGCUUUCUUGAAUUUUUGCACAGGAGGCGAUAAGCAAUUGGUAGCGAAUUUCAGACGCGAUCUGCUUCUGUCGAAAAACAACGAAAUUUAUUUGAUUUUCAGUUGCCAUAAUACCGCCUCGGUUAUCGAUUUCGAUGAUUUUAUCGAGCAGCUCGUGCAAGACGAAGAUCUCGCCAACGAAAUCAAAAAUCAAGUGAUCAUGUUACCCGAAAACCUCGCCGCUUUGUAUAAAAAAAUCGAGAAUUUCGAUCUACUCGCCGUUAAGGAUUUACUCUGUUGUUUCGUAACGUCCAACAACGAUUUGGACUCGUUGAAGUCGACUUUUUUAAACGUCUGUCGAGGUAAUCUGAUCGAAGGCAAGUUGUACAAUUUCGAGAUUCCAAAAUGGCAGAAAUUUCUAGAAUGGUGUUUCAACGAUGACCCGGAAGGAUAUCGUACGAGAGAUUUCGUCGAAUCGAUACCAAUCGACGUGAUAUUUUCGAAUGCUCUGGUCAGAUGCGUUCAAUGGCAGAGGUAUCUGCUACAGUACGGUUGUCGAGGUGCGAAUCGAGAGAAUUCCAUGAGAGGCACGUUAGGUAAAUGUGAUUUUUACGAAUUGAGCGAUUUUCUUAGAUGGUAUUUUAAAUCUGCGCAAGCUGCGUUCGAUUUCAAAAUGACCAAGGUGAAAGAAUACAAAGGGUUUGGUAAAAUCAGAAAGGAAUUCGAAGCUGAGAGCGAUGACGCUUAUAUCAUCUUGGAAGAUUGGUUUUUCGAAGGAUGGCCUAAUCCGUAUGUAUCUUUGUGCCGUCUGUGAAUGAUACGAGUCUAGUUGUUUUUCUUUCCUCAUUUUUUUUUUGUUCUCUCUUGGUUCCUUUUGUCGUGAAUUUUCGCUUCAUGGUGUGUGAUUUGAGAGAAUGAUGGCUGUGCUGAAAUUUAAUGGGAAAAAUACUCGAGUUUGGCUGAUCCGUUAGUGUGUAAAUUUCUAUUCGAGUGUGUGAAAAAUUGGUCUGUUCGUCAUCAUUCAUCAUCCACGAUGGGAUGUGUUGUUAACCAAUAAGUCAUGAGAAGUUUGUGUUCUGUGAAGCUGCAAAUUAUGUAUUGAGAAUUUUCAUGAAAUGAAAGUGUGGUUUUUUCUCUGUAUGAGAUUCUGAUCAAAAUGAAUAAUGUUAUGUGUUUCUGAUCACAGUUGUAUUUAAAUUUGUGAUUCUAUACCCUGCUUAAUUGGUGUCACUUCGCGUGAAAUAUUAGUAGGUAUCUAAUGAUAUUUGAUUCUGUACGUUUGUUUAUUUAUUUAAUUACCUAUUUAUUGUGUGGUGGAUUUUGAAAAAUGUUAUUUCAUUCGGUCAUGCUGUUGGCGCAUGCCAAUCAUAAUCUACUGUUGUAAUUUUUACCAAAGUAAUUGAACGAUGAAAAAAUAUAAUUAAUGCAAUUCUUUAUACUUUA